AUGGAGCCGCUGCAGAAUGGAAGUGGCAAGGGGAAAGCUGAGGCGGCGGCGCGGCCUCCGCUGGCUGCCGCGACGGGAAGCGAUGCGGGAGCCCCGGCGGGGCCACCGCUGCGGCGGGCGCCCGCCCCUGCGGCCCCGGGCGGGGGCUGGCGCUGCGGCGGUGGCUCUGGGCGGGCCGAGGCCGCCGCGGGCCGCGACAAGGAGCGCACUGGCCCCGCCUUCCGGCCGCGCCUCGACUCUCACCGCAAGAACCGCCCUCCUUUCCCUUGGUUUGGCUUGGAUAUCGGAGGGACUUUGGUGAAGCUUGUCUAUUUUGAACCAAAAGACAUUACCACGGAGGAGGAGGAGGAGGAAGUGGAGAAUCUGAAGAGCAUCCGUAAAUACCUGACGUCCAACACGGCCUAUGGAGCUACGGGCAUUCGGGAUGUUCACCUUGAGCUAAAGGACCUCACGCUGUGUGGACGUAAAGGCAAUCUGCACUUUAUACGCUUUCCCACUCACGACAUGCCUGCUUUUAUUCAGAUGGGCAGCGAAAAGCACUUCUCAAGCCUCCAUACUACCUUAUGUGCCACAGGAGGUGGAGCAUAUAAAUUUGAGCAGGACUUUCGCACAGUGAGUGACCUUCAGCUCCACAAAAUGGAUGAACUCGACUGCCUUAUUAAGGGAGUUUUGUACAUCGAUUCGGUUGGGUUCAAUGGACACUCAGAGUGCUACUAUUUUAACAACCCAACUGACCCCGAGAAGUGUCAGAAGCUCCCCUUCAACUUGGAGAAUCCAUACCCCCUCCUCUUGGUGAACAUCGGCUCAGGGGUCAGCAUCUUAGCUGUAUAUUCCAAAGACAAUUACAAGCGAGUGACGGGAACCAGCCUCGGAGGAGGAACCUUCUUCGGCCUCUGCUGCCUCCUGACGGGCUGCUCCACCUUCGAGGAGGCCCUGGAGAUGGCAUCCCGUGGGGACAGCACCAAAGUGGACAAGCUCGUGCGGGACAUUUAUGGAGGCGACUACGAGAGGUUUGGGCUGCCGGGCUGGACUGUGGCCUCCAGCUUUGGAAACAUGAUGAGCAGGGAGAAGCGAGAGGCGGCCAGCAAGGAAGACUUGGCCAGGGCGGCCUUGAUCACCAUCACCAACAACAUCGGCUCCAUCGCUCGGAUGUGCGCGCUGAACGAGAACAUCAACCGAGUGGUUUUCGUGGGGAACUUCCUGCGUAUCAAUACCAUCUCAAUGAAGUUUCUCGCAUAUGCUUUGGAUUACUGGUCCAAGGGGCAGCUGAAAGCCCUUUUCCUGGAGCAUGAGGGCUACUUUGGAGCGGUCGGGGCCUUUCUGGAGCUUCUGGAUCCGUCCUGAUGCCUCGUGCAGCCUGGCCCAGGUCGCCGCUGGGACGGCCUGCAUCAAAGGGAACACCCGUGUCCAUGGAGCGGUAUGUGCGAAAGCCUCUGUCUGCUUGACAGACGACGGGAAGGAGUGGUGAGCAGCCUCCUCGGUCAGGGCCAGCACGGACAAAGGUAUUCUUUAAAGCACUUACAACUGAUGUGCGUAUGUACUCGUCCGUACGGAAGCCGUGCCUGUCUGCACACCUGUGUGGACUGCCUUGCGCCUCUUAAAAUGCAUGUUUAGUCAGUCUGGCAUUGAGCUUGUGUUACAGAAGCCCCGAGGGCGCUGGAGCCGAGUGCGCCUCAGCCCGGCAGUGAUGCAAGCCGCACUCUUAGAAAACUAUUUUAAAUGUUGCUUUAUUUACUAAUCUUGUAUGAACUUGAAGGGCUGGGCGAAUUUUCAUAAUUGCACUGAGAUGUGCAGGAUAUGAAAUUGCACUUGACAUAUUAAAUCUAUUUUUUAAAAGAA
Messenger RNA from Varanus komodoensis (Komodo dragon), 1839 nucleotides. It is a transcript of the gene PANK2, whose product is annotated as pantothenate kinase 2. The transcript is spliced from 7 exons. Lineage: Eukaryota; Metazoa; Chordata; Lepidosauria; Squamata; Varanidae. Gene Ontology annotation, molecular function: ATP binding; pantothenate kinase activity. Bases 1 to 1344 code for a protein of 447 amino acids. The record is from RefSeq and is a predicted model, not a curated record. Gene Ontology annotation, cellular component: cytosol; nucleus. Gene Ontology annotation, biological process: coenzyme A biosynthetic process.